AUGGCUUUUGACUUGCUUCCUGCUUUGCGCCCCCGUGCAUGGCGCUCGGUCAUCUGCGUUCGCGUCUGCCGCAAGUGGGAGUAUCGUGGUGGAACUGAUGAUGGCCUGAUCCAGCACGUUGACCUUGUGCUUGUUGAUGAGAAGGGCAGUCGCAUGUAUGGUGAGAUUCCGGGUUCUGAAGUGGUGGCAAAGAGUCCUCUCAUAGAAGAAGAUACCACUGGGCUGCUGGUGGAGAAGUCUGAUGCUUACACGGUUCACCUGCCCAACAAACCUGCCCCUACACUCACCAGGCACAUUGUUCUGAGAGAUUUAAGCUACUCUGAGAUGAAGGUCAGCCUAUGGGGAGAGGGGGCUGCUGCCUUCAACACUGAUGCUGUCAACAAUGGUGCUGAGGAUAAACCUAUUGUCGUGUUGUUUGUUGGAGGCUUGAUGAAAUCCUAUCAGGGUACUUACUAUGUUAGCGCCAAUACAGCGUCCCGGUGGUAUUUCAACCCACCUAUUCAUGAGGCCCGCCAGUUUUAUGACAGUUAUCAGAACCAGAGAGUUCAGAUCAGGUCUGUUCCUGCACCAGUGGAGCAGCAAGGUCAAGUUCAAGCGCCUGCCCCUCUUGAAGAGAAAACUCUACGAGAACUGAAUGAGAUGGAUCCAUAUGAUUUUGCUGAAAAUGGGUACCGCCGCACUGUGACUAUUGGUCGGCUUGUUCCCAAUGUAUCAUGGUGGUUCCCAUCUUGCAAUAGAUGCAGCAAGAGCUGUGUUCCAGAUGGCUCUGGCUACAGGUGUAAUGGAUGCUCGACAAACUCUUUCAGGUUCAAGUACAAGAUUUCCUUUGUGGCCCUUUAUGGCACGGAUGAGGCAGAGAUGGUAUGCUUCGGUGAUGUUGCACGUCGCAUCAUUGGGAAGCCAGUCCAGCAAAUCCUUAGAACAGCUACAAAUGCUAACACAUAUCCACCAGAUGUUACCAAGAUGGUUUCUCUCAGAUUCACCUUUCAGGUCUCUCUGACUCAGCAGAGCUAUUACAGGCAGCAGAAAACCUAUCAGGUUGUUUCUGUGGUGACAUCACAUGGUGGUCAGCCAAAUGCUAUUCCUCAUGCUCCUGUGAACGAAGAUGGUGCCCAUCCCAGUACUCCUGAGUCUGAUCAUAGCCUCACUGCUGCCACUGAUGAUGGAUCAGAAUUGGUGACACCUAAUUCUGUGACAGACGGCGGCGUUCCGUCUCCGGUGGCUACAAAUACCCCACCUCCAUCUCUUCGCAUUGACAACACGCCGCCAGCAGAGAAGAAAACAGGAGAUCAGUCAGCUAAAACCAGGAACCCAUCUUCUCGAAAGAGGUUGACCUAUGGCUCUGAUGACCUUGGACAGGCGAGCUUGACAGAUAAAGAUUCGCAGGAAGAUAACGCAUCAGCUGCUUCACUGGAUGGCGCUUCCAUUGAUACUGUGACCAAGAGGAAGCAACCGCCUGAUGAUGUAUGCUCUGGACAUGUAUUGGUGUAUAGGCAUGAAGAACUUCUUAGUUUAUCAAUUGAUGUGUUUUACCUUUGUUGUUCUUUCGUUCCCAUUGCGUGGCAGGAGUCGUUCAGUGUUGUUUUGCAUACUGACAGCGCUGCUUAUCCUCCUUGGUUUCAGCAUAUCCUGCUUCUACAUGCACAAGGGAUUUUCUUUACCACCCAACUCCCCAGACCAAUUCCUGCUCGACAGCGCAUGCACACGGUGGGUCCCCGGUCCACAGUAUCACCCAGCCGCAGAGGCCAAUCUCUCCUCGACAGCACAGUCAUAGCACAGACCUUAUUACCCUUCCUACCUGCAGUGCCCAGACAUACCCAGCCGCUAGACUCCAUCCUCUUCUUCCCAGCUCCCACUCCACUUCUUUGCUGCUUCAUCCAUGUGGACUCCACAAAAGCCCUUUCGGAUCUAGAGCUCAUGGAGGACGAUGAUCCACUCCCAAAGGUGAGCAGGAAAGAGCUAUUUGCUCUAGCUACGAAGGAGUUCAAGCUGACUAUACAGUCGGAGAAAACGACACAGAUCGAUGGGGACACGUUCAUCACCAGGCUAGAGAUUGGCAAUAUUGGGUCAAAAGAAUCGUGUGAUAGGGAAACCAAAGAGUUUUUGGGCAGCUCUGCACUCACAAAGAACCUAUCAAUCGAGAACGCUUACCACACUGUGCUAACAGACCUUGAAAACGAAAAGAGAAUAAUAAUUGAUGAUUACAAUGCUGAACAUGUUUCAAAACUCAAAGCUGACGAACCCUCACCCCUCAGACCCUCAUCCGCAGCCGGCGUCCGCGAGUCCGUAGACCGCAGCCGGCAUCGCGUGACUGCGAAAGACCGCGAGUCCACGAGUCCGCGUGUCCGCGACGGGCCGCUGGCGAGUCCGCCGUCAGCGACCGCGAGUGCGACCGCGGGACCGCUGGACGCUGGUCGCCUGGACCGCGGCAGUGCGGCACCGGCGCACGGCGGCGGUCUCGACCUGCAUGGCGGCGGGCGGCCGCACGCCCGCUCCCACCCGGCGCCCCGAGCCAGCGAGCCCUCGACGGGCACCCUCGCCGGCCUUGCCGCCUCAUCAGUCCGCGACCCUAGUCCGCGUCCUCGCUGA
Miscanthus lutarioriparius is the source of this 2589-nucleotide messenger RNA. The record is from the annotation of a GenBank genome assembly. NCBI's taxonomy places the organism in Eukaryota, Viridiplantae, Streptophyta, Magnoliopsida, Poales, Poaceae.